GUGAGUUCUUUCCUUGUACCUUUACGCACAUAUGCUACAAUUUACACGUUCGAAUUGCGUGUGAGUUGAGCAUAAAGAAAUUUACGUGUUACAGUAUUAAAAAGGUACCACUGUGCUCCAGAAGAAAAGAGAGAUAUUUAUAAAAGAAGAAAUAAAAGCCGUAGGAUUCAAGAGACAAAUUGCAAAACGAUUUAUUUCCGUGAUUGAGGUUAGAAGUUGGUAGCACAGUUUAUUUAUCUUUUACGCUACGAAAAAAAUGGCAGAAGGUUUCGGAAGAGAAACUCCACCGAUCUACAACGAAGAAACCAAGAAACCAACUGCGGGACAACCUUUGUCGGACUUUUUACUGCAAUUGGAGGAUUAUACACCUACGAUACCUGAUGCUAUCACCGAGCAUUACUUGCAUACAGCUGGUUUCAAUACCACCGACCCUAGGAUAGUACGCCUAGUAUCUUUGGCAGCACAAAAAUUUAUUUCUGAAAUUGCCAACGAUGCGCUGCAACAUUGUAAGACACGUGGUGCUAAUCAGAAUACAAAAACAAAGGGAAAAGACCGACGUUAUACCCUGACUAUGGAAGAUCUGACACCAGCAGUUGCAGAAUAUGGCAUAAUUGUAAAGAAACCACAUUAUUUUGUUUAAUUCAAAAAACUGCAAUUUGAUGUAUUCUUUUCUUCAUUAUGUCGCUUCAAAUAUUUAAUGAAUAACGCAGCGAAUGUUUAAUGAACAUGAUUCCGUUUUUGAGUAAAAACCUUUUACUAGGACCAAGGUUAUAUGCAUAAAGUGAUAAUUGUUCUGAAAAGGUAGAGAAAAGGUUCAUAUGUUUUAAAUAGUAAGCUUUAUUUUGCAUGGAAUGGAUACUAUUAUAUGAAUAAGUUUUCUGUAAAGUUUCAUAAUUACAUUAUUUAAUGGCACGAAUAUAUGAGUAUAUCAUUGUGCAACUAUCAUUGCUAAUGUUUUUGUAAAAAUGUAACAACCAAUUUAAUAUAAUAAAAGAUAUCUAUAGGUAUACUA
Molecule: messenger RNA, 1012 nt
Organism: Pogonomyrmex barbatus (red harvester ant)
Lineage: Eukaryota; Metazoa; Arthropoda; Insecta; Hymenoptera; Formicidae
Product: transcription initiation factor TFIID subunit 10
Biological process (GO): transcription initiation at RNA polymerase II promoter
Cellular component (GO): SAGA complex; nucleus; transcription factor TFIID complex
Molecular function (GO): promoter-specific chromatin binding; RNA polymerase II general transcription initiation factor activity
Source: RefSeq, a predicted model, not a curated record